AUUGCCCGUAUGUAAGUAUGUAAUACGUGGAAGAGGGAAUAAAUCUGAAAAAUCGCUGAAGCAAAGCAUUCUUCGAUUUCCUUCCUUUGAUUUCUUUCAACAAUAAGAGACCUAGACAUUUUUCCGUAACUUUUAAAAUGUUUUAAUAAAAAGGGAAAGAAAGGGAAAUAAAAAAAGAAAAGUGUAUCUUUACACAUACACACAUACGUACAUACAUACGCUUAUAUGCAUGAAUGCGUACAUAGAUAUGCUUCGGUGAUCACAUAUAUACAUCCACACACACAUAACACGUGUGUGUGUGUGUGUAUGUGUGUGUGUGUGUGCGCGUGUAUAUAUACGUAUACGACGAGUAAGGCAGAAGCCUAUGCGCAGUAUACGCUUUACGCGGUAAUACACAGCAGCCGUGGCGAGCUUGAUUACACAUUGCGAUCACGAGCGUCCCACGAGGCGGGCGGACAUAAGGCCUUUCGUCGCGCCACGGCCUGCGGGCAGGAAGCACGUAGCGUGACACCGGGUCGGUGCGGUGCGCGGCAGCCGCUCGCGCUAUAUGUGCCUGCCGCGUAAUACGUAUAUACAACGCGACGGCGGUUGCGGCGUCGGCGUCGUUGGCGUUAGUGGAGGUGGUGGAGGUGGUGCAGGCGGCGGAGGUGGAGGAGGCGCUGGAGGUGAAGCUCGUGGAGGUGGAGCAGUAUGCGUGUAGGGACGCGCGCCAUAAUACUCGCCGAUCCCGCGCCUCUACGUGACUCGCGGCUUCGUGUGCUGGCCUGAGACCUUACGAUCUGCCUUUCCCGGGACAGCUCUCUCUCUCUCUUUCUCGUCGACUACACCACCGAAAUUCCUCCACUUCCGACCUUUCUUCUCUUAUUCUCAAAUCGACUCAUUUCUACUUCGUUUCUAGCGCUAAUAAAUAUCUUAUUAUUUGUUACAACAAAAGUACAAUUAAAAAAAUUGAAUUAGUGUUGUUUCGUUUUGUUGUUAAUCUUAAAUAAAAUCAUUCGAUUAGAUUGUCCGUGCCGGUGAAUAUCAGGAAUUCGUAAUAAAGUAGUAGGGAGGGAAAAAGAGAGAGAGAGAGAGGGGGAGAGAAAGACUCUGAUCGAGUGAGUCUCGGCAUAACGAAUUUCGUAGAGGUACUCGAGGCCCAUUUUCGUCUGGAUAGUCGGCCAGACUCGACUCGACUCGUCGCUCGCAUGCCUCUAGCUCCCGCGGCGAGUGCCACUUUCGCGCCCACCAGAAAGAACGUGCGGAUACAUCGUGGCGAGGCCAUUAAGCCGACUAUCGUGCGUCGGGACGGCUUCGAUCGGCCUUAUUGAAUUAGACUUGCACUAUACUCUCCCUCUCACGUUUCGUCUCUUUGCGAUUAUCUGCUGCAAAUUAUACUCGCGACAUCUUUUCUUCCGUAUUUUUCUCAUUCUUUUCUCUUGAGACUCGCGACCUUUCGAUUCAACGACGACAUCGAUAACUUUCGAAUGUGAUAUACGAUGAACAAUGCAUAGACAAGGUCAACUUUCUUGCUUUCCAUUUGGAAGUAGAUUGAGAAUAAAGAAAAAAAAGUACUAGAGUAUAUCAUACGAUGAUUUUCCAUUGUAAGCUUUUGAAAAGUAAGCUUUUGUUCCGUUAGCGAUCGCUGUUUGUUGGCAAAGUAGGCUUCAGAGCGUCUAUUUCGCGAGGAAUAACGAUCGGACCGAAAGUCAAUUUUCCAGGAUACGGGAUUUCCUUCUGUGGAAUCUUCUUCUUCUUCCUCUUCUUACGCUCGUAUUGACUGCAACCGAUUUCCUGAAUCGUCUCGACGAACGGAGUAAUCACUGGUGGAUAUCGUGAUCGGAAGUCGUUGAGAUCCCAGAAGGAAAAGUAAAAUCGAAAAGUGCCGUGGAACUUCGUAACGACCGAACGAAUGCAGAAGUAACGUCGUCGGUUCUCUCGUCGAGAACGUCGUUGUACGAGAAGGCACGCAAACGAAAUCGUGCGCACGUGCGUUCUAGAUGCAUUAAUCGCACGAUGGCGACCGCGACGAUGGGACUUCGCCGUAGGGUACCGGUGAACAAUUCACCGACGCCUUCCGGUCAUUCCUCCUCGAACGUUUCUGCAUCUAGCAAACGUUCCAGAUCAGAGAAUAACAAUAGUCCGUCUCAAGGGAACUUAAAUUCGGUGAAUGGUUCUCGAGAGGAGCCACCGACAAAGAAGUCACGUGGUACGACAACCAAUUCUGGCAAGAAUAACGCUUCCUCGACCUCGUCAGCCUCGAAUACUUCGGGAGCCGUUUCCCUGACGGAGACCAAUUCAUCGAGCAAAAGUCGUGGGAGCUCGCUUUCCAGAUCGAACCAUCAAACGAAGAUAUCAUCCAGUAGUAAUAAUUCCAACAUCAAUGGUGAUCAUGCUUCAAACGUUCCAGCGAGCAGCUGGUCAACCACGUCGAACAUGUCAGACGUGCCGACUUACGCCUCGGUCGCGGGAUUAGGCAUGACGAACGGGCAAAGUAGCGGACUCUGUGCUUCCAACCUUGGCAUGACGACACCGAUACCACCGUACAUGUCGACGUCAAUGGCGACCUUCGUUGGGAACGCGACGAAUCUCGGUAAGAGUUCGUCGGUGUCUUAUCUCGAUAUAUCCAACAUGACCAGCGGUUCCUUGGGCUCCUCGAACGCCACGAACUCUCUGGCCUCUGGUUACGGCACCAAUAAAACCACCGGCACGAAUCUCGAUUCGAAUUCCUCCGGUGUAAAGACGAUGGCAUUUCCAGGUAUCUCGUCGGCGAACGUGAAUGCGAACGGUUACGGUUCGGCACAGCAAAAGGGACAAAACCAGACAACGGAUAGCGUGGCUCUACCGAAGAAGUUUCAGAACGAUGGCAUGUUCAAUGCCUAUCAGCCCUGGGUGAUAAAGACUUACGGUGACUUAGCAAAGACGAAAACGAUCACGAUCAAAAAGUAUGCGCGUAUCUUACGAACUCUGCGUGGGGAGGAAGUGAAUAGUGCGGAGAACAGCAAGUUCAGAUUUUGGGUAAAGAGCAAAGGCUUUCAUAUUGGUCAACCGGAAGGAUACGAUGCAAAACCAGCGGAUAGGAUUGUGGGACGUCACGCGGUGACCAAUCCCGGUUUGGAUCCUCCUCUCUACGUGCCCACGCAGUUGCCACAUAACAAGGCUUUGAACGGUGCAGAGGGUACGGUUCCACCUGGAAGGGUUUACAAAAAGGUCGCCAUCGUAGAGAAUUUCUUCGAUAUUAUUCACGCCGUUCACGUUGACCUUGAGGGUCGUCCUGGGAAACAUGCCGGUCAGAAGCGCACCUAUCGGACGAUCACAGAGACGUAUGCCUUUCUUCCAAGAGAAGCUGUGACGCGAUUUCUUCUUGGAUGUACCGAGUGUCAACGACGGCCAAGAACUCCCAGUCCGACUAAUCUAUCUAAUCAGUCAUCUCAUCCAACUGCUCUUUCCUCGACGACAACUUCUACGUCGACAUCUACAACGACGACAACGUCUAUGUCAACGAGGUUGAGUCCGACGCCUGGUCUUGUAACGUCGAAUUCAACGACUCAAAGUAACAACGUUAACGGCACUGGCAAGUCGAGAGAUUCGACGGAAAAUAAAAAUCUUUAUAAUUAUAGACAUCAGAAACAUUCAAAGAAUGGGGGUGCUGUUAGUGUAACGGAGACGAAAAAUGAGAAGGAUAAGGAAGAGAAAUAUAAUCCUUUGAGCAUAACGAAUUUAUUAAAGAAGGAACCAGCGAAUGGUGGAUUUCUAUCGAGCACGGAGAUUCUACCAGAAUCCCGAAGAACUCCAGAAUCUGAUCGGGCGAGUUCGAGGAGCUCGGCUUCGUCUAAGAGGAAAAGGAUGCUGCCGGAGGGUCGAACUCCAUCUCCGCAGCCGAGUCAACCGUUGCCAAGGCCCUGGAGCCCGGGAUUGGAUCCCAAGAACACGCCCAUCGACUAUAGUCUUCCCAUCACUACCUCGUACCUAAAACAUCAGCAGAGGAUGGCCGAGAAGAAUAAGGCAUUAAAGGAGGCAGCGGAAGAACAACAGCAACAGCAACAACAACAACAGCAGCAGCAACAACAACAACAACAACAUAAACAGAAAAUCACUGCAAUGGACAUAGACACAGAGAACGUCGAAGGUGAAAGAUUUUCACCUGCUGCAGGUCUCAUCGACACCAAUCUCAAUCUACUCGCCACCAUUCAACAUUUGCACUGCCAAGUGAUGCUUGCUCUAACCGAAAGGCUCAGACCGUCGAUCGCCAUGCCAACUCCUCUCGUAUUACCCUCAGCUCACAUCAUAUCCGGUCCGAUGAUCACAGGUUCCGAGGUGUCCGUGCAAACCGGAGAGAACCAUUUGUGAACUCCUAUUAUCGAGCCUAUCGAUCGAUUUGAUCUCUAUGAAGCUUUUAAGGAACACAUUUCAAACUUCUUGUCCUUGUACUCAUGUGUCUAAUAUCAUGUAUUUGGUGAGGCUGUCGUUUCGAAUUCGUAUUCAUAUUCAAUUUUUACUCUUCUCUUUAAGUCUCAUUUUUUUCAAUAAAUAAAUCAUGAUCCAGUUUCUUGUUUCCGAAAAAGAGAAAAGAGAGAGUAUCAUUUGUGUGACUGGUUACUAAUAAUCAUUCUCAUAAUUGUUAUAAUGCUUUAAAAAAUCUUAUGGAGGAAAACAAAAUAUCUAUCGACAUUACAUUGGUAAUGAUAGAGUGAAACAUGUCAGCCUCUCACGUUCAUCGAAUCGAAUUAGAAUUGAUUGACUUCGAUCGAUAGAAAUCGAUAGGACGAAUGGAAUAAUGGAGUGGGUCUAUCCAAACGUAAGUCGUGCGACACGUAUCUGCUCCACUGAUAUUGUUGUUUUGUGAUAUUCUAUUCGAUAUCAGUGGCUCCUAAAGUAGACAAUUGUUUUAGGAUAAGUUGAUGUCUUUCGAACGGGGAUAGCCGAUGAAUAUUCAAUAGUCCGUACGAAACUGACCUCGUCUAAUAUGCUCUUUACAGAGUGACGAUCUUUUGUUUUCUUUCACUAUUGCCAUUAAUUGAUUUCUAAUGAAGUUUGAAAUCAAGAAAUAUAACGAUAAAUAUAAAAAUAUCUCCAUCGAAAAUAUCGUUAUCUUUACGCAGAUUGAGAAUUUUCUUUUUUUUCGUCCUUUGUUUUCCUUUUUUUCUUUCUCUCUCUCUCUCUCUUUCUCUCUUUCUCUUUCUCUUUUUUUAAUUUAUCGUCAAUUUAAAGACUUCUUCCAAUUUUCUGGAUCGUGGCGAAAAUACCAACAAGUAUUACAAGUUAUUAGAAGUUUUUACGUAUCGUCGAGAAAUCCUUAAAGUUCGUCCACUUUUUCGAAAAUUUUCUAAUCAUGUCGUCCGGGGACUUAACUCUAAUCCAUGCGAUUCUUUUUCAAAACAACGGACGCCUUCAUGAUAUCCUAAACUAAAUCUCACGUACUAUAUUAGUUGCGAAUCAAAUAUUAGAUCUUAAUCUUCGUGUGAUCAUAGCUCUUGCGUCGUUAGAUUGUGAAUUGUGGCGAAGGUACCUAGGCCUUAUUAAUGAUUAUGCUUGCGAAAAGAGUAAGUCUUUUAUUAGAAGUUCGAUAUUAGUCGUCAAGUAUUAAUGAGAUAAACAAUCUCGAGACAAAAAAAAAUAUAGAAUGUAAUCUUAUUGCAUUAGAUUCUAUUAUUUUGUACAUACAAGAUUCUUGUAAAAUGAUAUGUAGGUUGUUAAGAUUCGAAAGCGUGAUUGUAUGAAAGAUCAUUGAUAAUAAAAAUCUAUAUAUGUUGAUAUAUAUAUAAUAUAUAUGUA
Messenger RNA from Vespa velutina, 5754 nucleotides. Its product is annotated as hybrid signal transduction histidine kinase E-like. The coding region runs from base 1996 to 4329 and encodes 777 amino acids. NCBI's taxonomy places the organism in Eukaryota, Metazoa, Arthropoda, Insecta, Hymenoptera, Vespidae. The transcript has 4 exons. The record is from RefSeq and is a predicted model, not a curated record.